AUGGCCAGUUCCUCUGCUAAGAAGGCCUUCAAGAAGCCAGAAAAUUGUGCACUAAGGGCUGUUGAGUAUAGACCAGAAGCUAUGUCUGUUGAGAAGCCAACUAAGUGUGAACAAAAGGAUGUGGAAGAUGUGGAAGAUGUGGCCACUGUUGCUAAGGCUUCUGUGGAUAAAUUGCAUUCGAAGAUGGCCAGUUCCUCUGCUAAGAAGGCCAUCAAGAAGCCAGAAAAUUGUGCACUAAGGGCUGUUGAGUAUAGACCAGAAGCUAUGUCUGUUGAGAAGCCAACUAAGUGUGAACAAAAGGAUGUGGAAGAUGUGGAAGAUGUGGCCACUGUUGCUAAGGCUUCUGUGGAUAAAUUGCAUUCGAAGAUGGCCAGUUCCUCUGCUAAGAAGGCCAUCAAGAAGCCAGAAAAUUGUGCACUAAGGGCUGUUGAGUAUAGACCAGAAGCUAUGUCGGUUGAGAAGCCAACUAAGUGUGAACAAAAGGCUGUUGCAGAUGUGGAAGAUGUGGCCACUGUUGCUAAGGCUUGUGUGGAUAAAUCACUCAGUAUUUGCAAAGAUUGGAUGACUGACAAUUGUGUGCAUGGUGACUUGUGUCAGAAUUUGCAUUCAUGGUUUUAUGGCGAUGGGUUUUCUACACUUGCAAAGCUUCAUGAACACAACAAGGCAAUCACUGGGAUUGCACUGCCGGCUGGUUCAAACAAACUUAUUUCUGGUAGCACUGACGGCACAGUUCGGGCAUGGGACUGCAACACUGGCCGUUGUGUUCACAUGAUCCAUCUUAAUUCUCAAGUUACCUCACUCAUAUCUGAGGGCCCAUGGAUUUUUGCCGGUGUGAAAAAUGCUGUGAAGGCAUGGAAUAUUCAGACGGGUGCAGAUGUUACUCUUGAUGGACCUAAAGGGCAAGUCCUUUCCUUGAAUGUUGGCAAUGAUAUCCUCCUUGCUGGAGCAGAGGAUGGUGUUAUUUAUGCUUGGAGAUGCAGCUUUGAGUCUCCUUUCAAAAUGGUUGCAACACUAAGUGGUCAUAGUAAACCAGUGGUUUGCCUUGCUAUUGGAUGUCACAAGAUGCUUUAUUCUGGAUCCAUGGACCAUACCAUUAAGGUUUGGGACCUUGAUACAUUACAGUGCACAAUGACACUUAACGGCCAUACCGACGUUGUCACAUCACUUAUUUGCUGGGACAAUUUCUUGUUAUCGGCUUCAUCUGAUUGCACAGUCAAUGUUUGGGUGUGCACCGAGGAGGGAACUCUGGAAGUGACAUACACUCACACUCACGAAAUUGCUGUUCUUGGACUCUAUGGGAUGACUGAUGCAGAGGCCAAGCCAAUAUUGUUCUGCUCUCUCAAAGAUAAUUCAGUUCGUAUAUAUGAAUUGCCGACGUUUCUAGAGAGAGGUCGACUAUUUACAAGACAAGAAGUUCAAUCCUUUGAGAUAGGCCCUGGCGGACUCUUCUUCACUGGAGAUGGGACUGGUUUGCUAAAUGUGUGGAAAUGGUUAGAAGAGCCCAAGGUGCCAACCUCCUCAGCUACAACAAAAAAGAUUCUAGAGGAGGAGAGGACUACAAGUUCAUUGGCAUUGCAUCACGUAGAAAAUGUUUGUCAAUUGUCUGAAAAGUAG
Messenger RNA from Arachis stenosperma, 1614 nucleotides. RefSeq names its product zinc finger CCCH domain-containing protein 48-like. Gene Ontology annotation, molecular function: protein binding; metal ion binding. The record is from RefSeq and is a predicted model, not a curated record. The transcript is spliced from 6 exons. NCBI's taxonomy places the organism in Eukaryota, Viridiplantae, Streptophyta, Magnoliopsida, Fabales, Fabaceae. The coding region runs from base 1 to 1614 and encodes 537 amino acids.